GCUAGGGUAGAAACUCAGGCUCCAUGUUUUGUUUGUGGGGGAUUGGACCAUUUAGCUGAGGAUUGCCCAACCUAUGGUGAGAUGAAAGGGGUUUAUAAAGAACAAUGCAAUGCAUUAGGAAUGGUUAGGAAACCUUUUUCACCUUAUUCAAAGACGUACAAUUCUAGUUGGAGGAACCAACCUAAUUUUAGUUGGAAGAAUGAUCAAAACCAUCCCACAUCAUCCAACAAUACUUGGAAUAGUGAAGUUCAACCACCUAGGUCUUACCCUACACAUCAAUACGAUGCACGACCAGAUAGAAAUCCUUUAGAGGAAACACUUAAGGCAUUUAUGGAGGCACAAAAUAAGACUGACCAAAGGUUUGAUUCUAUUCUUACACAGGAAUCUACCUCUAAUUCGGAGAACAUUAAAGGGGUCAACACAAUCACUACUUGUACUAGUAAGGUUAUAGAGCCGUUUCAAAAAUCACCUAAAUUGAAAGACGCUACUCCAAGUAGCCAUGAAGACGAGCCGUUGAAAGAACCUGAGAAGGAGGUCCCAACUCGACUUCCUUUCCCUCAAGCCCUUAAAACUGGAAAGAUUUCAGACAACCAAGACACUCAGUUUGAAGUUAAGAGCGAGUCAAAAUUUUCACUUAUUUUAGGAAGGCCAUUUCUUGCUAUUGCUAACGCUCUCAUUAACUGUAGGAAUGGUUUGAUGAAACUUUCAUUUGGGAACAUGACUCUUGAGGUGAAUAUUUUUCAUGUUGGGAAGCAACCACAAGAAGAUGAUGAAUAUAAGCAAAAGAAGUUUUGGCAACCAUGCUUUGAGGAGUUACCAUGUGAAAGGGAACAACCAAAGCCAUCUUCACUAGAGACACCAAAAGUCGAGUUAUCCCCACUUCCUGAAGGGUUGAAACAUGCAUUCUUAGGUCCAGGUGAUACCUUUCCUGUUAUAAUAUCUUCUAAACUUAGUGCUGAGCAAGAAGAGAAAUUGAUACAUAUAUUAAAAGAACAUAAAUCUGCACUAGGUUGGACUAUAGCUGACAUUAAAGGUAUUGUUUUGGGACAUAUUGUGUCUGAAAGAGGCAUAGAGGUUGACAGGGCCAAAAUUGAGUUGAUCUCUAAAUUACCUACACCCAGAACGGAUGCUAAAGCUCGUUUGAUUAGGUGGAUUUUACUUUUGCAAGAAUUUGAUCUUACAAUUAAAGACAAGAAGGGUGUUGAAAAUGUGGUGGCUGAUCAUUUGUCUCGAUUGGAGUUUAAUGACUCCAAUAUUGAAAGUUCACCAAUUCAAGAUGACUUCCCUGAUGAACAUUUGUUCUUUGUUAGCCAAGUUCCCUGGUAUGCUCACAUUGUUAAUUACUUGGUUUCUAGGGAAAUUCCAUCGAAUUGGAGUGCAUAGGAUAAGCAUAAGUUCUUGGUUGAGGUAAGAAAUUUUUAUUGGGAUG
This is a messenger RNA of Rubroshorea leprosula, 1429 nucleotides long. NCBI's taxonomy places the organism in Eukaryota, Viridiplantae, Streptophyta, Magnoliopsida, Malvales, Dipterocarpaceae. The record is from the annotation of a GenBank genome assembly.